Molecule: messenger RNA, 1378 nt
Organism: Medicago truncatula (barrel medic)
Lineage: Eukaryota; Viridiplantae; Streptophyta; Magnoliopsida; Fabales; Fabaceae
Product: inositol oxygenase 1
Exons: 11
Coding region: 245-1162 (305 amino acids)
Biological process (GO): inositol catabolic process
Cellular component (GO): cytoplasm
Molecular function (GO): inositol oxygenase activity; iron ion binding
Source: RefSeq, a predicted model, not a curated record
CUUGGUGAUAAAUAGUAAUAAAAUUAUUAAGGUAUCUAGAAAUAUAAAUGUUUGUCCUAAAGAUGGGAAGAAACAAAGAAAAAUUUAAUGUUAGGAUUUUCAGAGAAGGACUUGAGAAGUUUCAAUUCUCAGGGAAGGACUCUCCGGCCAAUUAUAAAUAGCACCAAUCCAAUAGCCACCCCUUCAUAUCUCAAUUUCCUUAUUCUCUUUCAUUUUCAUUUUCUUCAACUCUCUCACCCUCAACAUGACCAUCCUCAUUGAUCAACCUGAUUAUUUUGGAUCUGAUGUCGAGGCAAAGACAGUGGUUGCUAAUGAGACAGAGCUGGUGUUGGACGGUGGAUUUGUUAAGCCACAGGCCAACUCAUUUGGUCACACUUUUAGGGAUUAUGCUGCUGAAAGUGAGAGACAAGAAGGAGUGGAGAACUUCUACAGAAAAAACCACAUUUACCAAUCCUUUGAUUUUGUGAAGAAAAUGAGAGAAGAAUAUGGGAAAUUGAACAGGGUAGAGAUGAGCAUAUGGGAAUGUUGUGAACUUCUGAAUGAAGUGGUGGAUGAAAGUGACCCUGACUUGGAUGAACCACAAAUUGAGCAUUUGCUACAAACAGCUGAAGCUAUAAGAAAGGACUACCCAAAUGAAGAUUGGCUGCACUUAACUGGCCUAAUCCAUGAUCUUGGCAAAGUGCUUCUCCUUCCGAGUUUUGGGGGACUUCCUCAAUGGGCUGUUGUAGGCGACACAUACCCAGUUGGUUGCAGAUUUGAUGAAUCCAUUGUCCACCACAAGUAUUUUAAGGAAAAUCCAGACUAUAACAACUCUGCAUACAACACUAGAUAUGGGAUUUACUCUGAGAAAUGUGGACUUAACAAUGUCAUGAUGUCAUGGGGACAUGAUGACUACAUGUAUCUAGUGGCAAAGGAGAAUAAGACUACUCUACCCUCGGCUGCUAUGUUCAUCAUAAGAUACCAUUCAUUUUAUGCUUUACAUAGGGAAGGAGCCUAUAAACACUUGAUGAAUGAUGAGGAUGUUGAGAAUCUCAAAUGGCUUCACAUUUUCAACAAAUAUGAUCUCUACAGCAAGAGCAAAGUUAGAGUUGAUGUUGAAAAGGUGAAACCAUACUAUAUCUCCCUCAUUGAAAAGUACUUCCCUGCAAAGCUGAAGUGGUGAAACAUUGGAGCCUUGAAGUGGACAAAUAUUUAGCAUGAUAAUUAGUUAGCUUAUGAAGUAAAGGGAAUAAGCUAUUAAGUUGUGCAAGUACCUUGGAUUUAUAUGUUUUUUUUUUUUUUUUUUUUUAUGGAUGAGGAUUAUUGUAUGAAUUAAUAUAUGGAGUUUUUUUUAAUGUUCCUGGAAUAUUCAAGACCCUCUAAUUGGAAUAGCUUGAAA